Spodoptera frugiperda (fall armyworm) is the source of this 560-nucleotide messenger RNA. Its product is annotated as protein PET100 homolog, mitochondrial. Gene Ontology annotation, biological process: mitochondrial respiratory chain complex IV assembly. The transcript has a single exon. The coding region runs from base 115 to 333 and encodes 72 amino acids. Gene Ontology annotation, cellular component: mitochondrion; mitochondrial inner membrane. Lineage: Eukaryota; Metazoa; Arthropoda; Insecta; Lepidoptera; Noctuidae. The record is from RefSeq and is a predicted model, not a curated record.
UCUACUAUUGACAUUUGACGAUUACGAAUUACGACAUUGGCAUUUCAAAACAACCUCGAAAAUAUUAAUAUUUCUUGAAGUUGGUUUGAUUAGAUUUUGUGAAACUAAUUAAAAAUGGGCAACUGGAAACUAGAGGUCGGCAGAAUGGCCAUGUACACAUCUUUUCCUGUAGGUCUCUUUUUCUUCUUCAACCAGCCGACCUAUUUCGAGGAAUGGGUUACAAACACGAAGCGACAAAUCUUUCCACCGGAGAACAUGAAAGACAGGGAAGCUAUACAGCAACUCAUUAAAGAUAUGAGAAAGAAACAAAUGGAAGCAUUGGAUAAGGAAUAAUAUAAUUGAAAACGGACAGCAAACUUAGUACUAAGGUUGUAAAUAUAUGGCGCAAGACUUGCAGUGUGUAGUGAUUUUAUAUUUGUGUUUGUUCAAAUAGUCUUCAACUUCAACAUACUAUUUAUAGUACAAUUACUCUAAUGUUAUCUCUGAUAACUUCAAGUGACCAUUGAGUUACUUUUAGAUAAAAGGGUAUAAAAUUGAUAAAAGUAUGUGAGAACAAAUAC